CUUAUCACUUAAUUGUUACUUUUAAAAACAUUAUGUUUGCUAAUUUGAAAAACAAAAUUAAGGAAGAAAUUGGUAAUGAUGUAACAACAGUUAUCAGGAAUGUAGGAAGUGUUCAUACUCUAAAUAGACAUCUUUCUCAGACUGUUUCAACAAGUAGCAUCAGAGGAUCUCAAUUUUCAUUAGAUGAAUCAAAGGAUGAUGCUAUUAUAUGUCAUUCACCUUCCAUUCAUAUAAAAAGAGAAAAUAGUUUUGAUCUAAAAUUUGAUAAUGAUAUUAUGUUAUCAGCUAAAGAUAUUAAAUUAUUUGAGAAUAAAGAAGAUGAGUGGAGACGUAAAAUGCAAAAGAGAGAAGCAGAGCUUUUAAAGAAAAUGGAAAAAAAAGAAGAAGAAUAUAGAAUCAAAUUGUUUGAAAGAGAAAAAGAAUGGAAGAAAAUUAUAGAAAAACAUGAAAAAGAAAAAAUUAAACUUAUUGAAGAUAGAUUAAAGGCAGAAAGUACAAAAAAUGUACUAGAAAUAGCGUUAACUGAUGCAGAAGAGUAUAAAAAAAAAUUUUAUAGUAUUCAAGAAAAUGCAGAAGAAAUGGAAGGCUUUCAAACUCAAGAGAUGGCCAAAAUAAAGCAUCUUUUACUCGUUAAAGAACAAGAUAUUGGAGAUAAAUCUCAACGUUUGAAAAUGGCAACAUCUGAAAUUGAAAAUUUAAAAACUGAAUUAUUAAGAUUGAGGCAAUAUGAAGAUAAAUUAAAUAAUAUACAAGAUGAGAUGGAAUUUUUACGUCAUUCUACACAACGUGAAAAAGCUCAAUUAUUAAAUAAAUUAGCACAAACUGAAGAAGAGGUAAGACACUUAAAAGAUAAAAUUUUUAUUCUUGAACAAAGAGUAGCCUUGGAAUUAAGUGAUCAAGUAACAGUAGAUGAUCGGGUGGCAGAUCUAAUGCGUGAAAGAACACUUUUAGAAAGAAAAUUAGAAGAGACAUAUCUGCAUUUAUCAGAUAUAAAAACAAGCUGGUCUAGUAAAAUUUUGAGUUUGGAAAUGCAAAUUGGUAGGUUGAGUAAACAGGCCGGUGAAGAAGGUCUAGAGAGAAAAAGAGUAGAACAAGAAAAAGAGGUAUUGAGAGUGAAAAUAAAGAAACUUGAAGCUAACAUUGAGGUGAACAGUGUUAUAAUGGCAACAAAAGAUGCCAAGCUGUUGCGAAUGGCAGAGGAUAUUGAUGAAAUGGCUAUGGAAUUAAAAGAGCUCAGAGUCAAUAUUGAUGAUGAGGUUGAAGAGUUUAAACAAAAAAUUGUGAGUUACCGUGACAUGCAAUAAUGGUUGAUGUGUAUGAUUUAGAUCGAAUUUUCAAAUGGGUUACAUGCCUAGUAAUGAAUAUGUGUAAAAUAUUUGAUUUAGAUUGUCAAUAUCAUAAUUACAAUUUAAUUUAUUUCAAAUAGAACAUUUGCUUGAACUUUACAUUCCUCCCAUAAGAAAUUAU
Molecule: messenger RNA, 1467 nt
Organism: Ceratosolen solmsi marchali
Lineage: Eukaryota; Metazoa; Arthropoda; Insecta; Hymenoptera; Agaonidae
Product: golgin subfamily A member 1
Exons: 5
Coding region: 33-1304 (423 amino acids)
Source: RefSeq, a predicted model, not a curated record